AUGAAGUCGCACAAGGCCCGGCUGAAGCACCGAUUUGGAAAACUAUUGGUGAUGGACAAGCCGUCCAGUGCGGGAAGCAGCAAAAACAACCGGAUGAGCCGCAGCUCCCCUUCCCGCCGGAAAGCAGCCACUAGCAGCCGAGGUCCACAGACUAAGGACGAGGAUCCCACCUCAGCCGACACCAAGCACCGCUUCUUUUGGGGCAACCGCCGAAACUCGACUGGCGGCAAGGACGACAAGGGGCGCUCCAAGGUCGACUUGACGGCGGGCGGAAAGAAGAAGCCCGCGGUCCAAUCACCGAGGCAAUCAGCUUUCACCCAGACGGAUAGAAGCCGAUCGCAUCGCCACUUGCAAACCAAGAACGCGCAGUGCAAUUCACUGGCGGGCACGGCGAUCACCAGCAGGGAGAACGUCCGGCAGAUAUCCGGAACCAGGAACCCGGACGAGCUGACCGCCCGGUGCAGUGCGUCGCACGAGGGCCGCAAGUUGCUGCAGGAGCGACUGAUGGUGCAAGUGGACGCACUGUUCAACAUGCUCUUCUCCGCCUCGCCGUUCCUGCAGAGCUUCCACGAGCGGCGCAAGUCCACCGAUCUGCGCAUGGGUGGCUGGAAGCGGAACGCCGCUGGCCAGAACGAGCGCGUCGUCACGGUGACCGUGGCACUCCAGGCGAACGUCGGGCCCAAAACGGCCAAGGUCACCGAGACGCAGGUGAUGCGCGAGUGCAGCCAACCCGGUCAGCUGUACUCCAUCGACGUGCAGAGCGUCAAUGCCGAGAUCCCCUACGCGGACGCCUUCGUCGUCCUGAUCCACUUCUGCCUGAAGGCCACCGUCGAGGAGUACACGGACGUCCUAGUCUUCGCCCAGGUCAAGUUCCUCAAGUCCGUGUGGGCUGUGGUCAAGGCGUUCAUCGAGAAGAACGCGUACGCGGGUCUCGAGGAGUUCUGCCAGUCCCUAUAUAGCGCCCUACUCUCCGAGAUCAAAAAGAGGUAG
Drosophila suzukii is the source of this 990-nucleotide messenger RNA. Its product is annotated as protein Aster-A. Gene Ontology annotation, biological process: intracellular sterol transport. NCBI's taxonomy places the organism in Eukaryota, Metazoa, Arthropoda, Insecta, Diptera, Drosophilidae. The record is from RefSeq and is a predicted model, not a curated record. Gene Ontology annotation, cellular component: plasma membrane; endoplasmic reticulum-plasma membrane contact site; endoplasmic reticulum membrane. Gene Ontology annotation, molecular function: sterol transfer activity; sterol binding.